AUGAUGUAAGUUAUUUUCAAGCGUUCAGCAUUAGAGAAAAUGCAAAAAGUUCCAUCACGAGAAAACCGUUCAGCCCUAAUAUUCAAAUUCUGAAAUGUUGCUCUUGCAGGUUCGCUCCUCGCCUCAUCUCGUCCGCCGGGACUUCUUCUCCGAUGCCAACCUCAGCUCAAUCCGAGCCAAAACAGCCAGACACACCCAGACCUAAGUAAGGUUGGGUGAAUCUGGGGAGACAAUUGGUAGAAUCGCUCAACUUUUUCUCCAGCAGUAAAUCAUUUAAAAAUCAAACCUGUUUUAGUGUUUAUUUGAAGAAAAACGUCUAAAAGUUCGCAGACAUAUGAAUCGAAUCAACACAGAGUCGAUAGUCCGAUUGGUCUGUAAGUUGGACCCAAUAUACAGGGGAAAAGUAUGGUAACAUGCUUAAAUCUGUGUGUAUGCUGAAUCUCCGAGUUGGCCUUGCGCAACUGUCUUGUUACAUCCAGUCUUGACAUCCUGCUUCUCCUCAAGAGACUCACGGAGCUAUACUGGUUUUUUGGGCAGACGGACUUUCCAGACCCGUCGCUGAUCGAUAUCGAUUGCAGACGUUUCUUUUUCGCCGUUCCACUCCCUUUCGCUUUCCGUUCUAUUCGCAGAUUUGCUUCUUCUAUUGCGAAGCAUUGCCAGCGGUAAGAUCAGGGCAAUCAGAAGCUCAACGAAAAUGUGGUGCAGGUCGCCCGCUCAUUUCGUCUGACGGUACCCAAUUCACCGAUUCUCCAGAGUCAGCAAAAAAUUUGGUGAUUAGUGAGUUUUGUGUGAGCGUAGCACCUUCGAACCAUGUUAUUUAUAGCAAGACUGCCCGUCUACUGCUUCGGGAUAGUAUCCAGCAAGCUCAGCUCAAAAGUGAUAUUGUGUGCUAUCAGCUGGCUAAUUUCGAGCUGCACUCGACUCUUGUAGCGCUGGGAAUUAACGCAUUGCUCGAGUACAAGUGAGACGGUAACAAUCUUUGUUGCCUUCCGCAUAAUUUCACUCAUUUUUUCAGAAACUGAAGAAAACAGAGAGGAAGAUCCGCGUGUGCCGAGAAGAACGCUGAAGCACAUCGACAAGUGACUUCUCUCGGACCUCGAGACAUCUUGUCCUAGCACUAUUCAACACGAAAUUUUCAGAUACAAGAUUCAAAUGGCCGAAGUGCUGGUCUACCACACAUCCCGCUGGCUCAGAUCGUCGCCAGUCUCUCCCAAUUCAGAUUCCUGGACAUUUCGAGCACGUGCGUCUCCGACAUCACUUGCAUUUCGAGAUUCCGCAACCUCGAAGUGCUCAUCAUGCACUAUCUGAACAUUCUGAAGGGCGAAGUCACCGAGACGCAAUACGUUCCCCUUCGGGGCAACCGGUUUUUCUUUCAUGGUACUGCCUGCGGAAUACUGUAAAAGAACUUUCAAAAAAUACUAUUGUGCAAGGCGUAAUUUCAAGUCCUCCGGCCACCGGCCUGGGACCGCAUCGUUUGUAAUUUAAAGAAACACGGCACAUUCUGAUUGCCCAGCCUUAAGAGUUUCAGGGUUUCCAAUUUGAACACUUUGAACACUUGAACACUCUUUCGCUUUCCGCAAAAUCGUCAUAGGAAUCGCACAUAAAUUUUCGGUUUAUCACAGUGUUUAUGCAUUCCGGUCACGUAGCCCAAACAUCUCGACCAUUUUCCUUGUAUAAAAGGAGCGCUGGCUGCUCGGAAGUUACAGCAGCAAAGCAACUGAGAAAGUAAGUUACCUUGGUCUUCUCGCAAGGGAAAAAGUUAUAUUUUCAGCUUCCUGCCUACAAUGAUCAACCAAUCGACCGCUCAUCACGGAGGGGAUCCAGAUCCUGAGCCGUACGUUCCGACACCAAUUCCCAAGUAAUUGGAUCGGCCGCUGAAUAAAUCAUUCCAAAAAUGCACUUCUGAAACACAAAAAGAACACAUUGUCACUGUAAUUCGAGAACUGACCUUCGCCAUCUUUUUCUUGUUGUUAAAUCACAGAAGACGGAACAUUCUUCCACGUGUUCCUGAGAAUCGAUUAACUUAUUUUCUUCCGGCUCACUCGGAUUGUCGUCGUCUUCUUUUUCGUUCUUGAUAGCUGUCGUGUCCAUGUUUCAUUCCGAUUUGAAAGUGAUUGCAAUCGCUAGACAUAUUUUUAGUGAGGUGGUCAUUCCAGUGAGUUCGAGAAGCAGAAUAGGAUACAACAACAUCAACCUCGCGAUGGAAGACGAGUUCUCCACCAACCGCCACGGCAGAGCCUGCAUCUGCAUGCAUUCAAGAAAAGUUUCAGGCAAAAACUAUAGUUUCGAGCUCUACAUUGUUUCUCUUCUCGAGUCACUCUUCCAUCAGAGUUUUUAUUGUUCUCAUUUAGAAUUCUGAGUUCUCGUCGUAAUCUUGCGAGGGUGGUUCAAACAGCUGUGCGCAGAAUGUGUCAGCCGAUCCAUAAGUGCGUCAGUAACCGUGACCCCCCCCCCGCCAAUUUCAAACGGUCCAUAUUGAUCUUACUCAUUUUUUUUUAUGUUUACACUAAAAUUCUGCAAUUAUUAAGCACACUUUGAUUGUUUCAGAGUUCGAGGAGAACCACAACCGUCGUCGCGAUGAUUCCAAUGUCUCAAACACGUCCAGCCGCCGCAGCUCGUCAAACGACAGUACUCUGUUGCUCCACGACCAAAACACGGACAACUACGGAGUGGUGCCCACGAGCCAUCCCAGCCAACACAUGCCCUCCAUCAUCUGGACCUUCUUUCUCAUGUUCAAGUGGGACGUUAUCACUGCGAUGUUUGUCAAGCUGCUCUCGGAUAUCCUUCUCUUCUGCAACCCAAUGCUGUUGAAAUCGCUUCUUCAGUUCACGGAACACUUGGAAAGACCGAUGUGGCGAGGAUUCGUUCUCGCGUUCACCAUGUUCGGAUCGGCUGAGCUUUCAUUCAUCCUUCUCUCCCACUUCCUCUGCCUGAUGUAUCGAGUCGGAACUCAUGUACAGACGUGUCUCACAUCCGCUGUUUAUCGCAAAGUACCCUCUCUUCCACUCGGCGAAUAUAAAUGUUACCUCUAUUUUCCAGACGCUCCGUUUGUCGAACGCCGCGCGUCAUUAA
Molecule: messenger RNA, 3072 nt
Organism: Caenorhabditis sp. 36 PRJEB53466
Lineage: Eukaryota; Metazoa; Nematoda; Chromadorea; Rhabditida; Rhabditidae
Source: the annotation of a GenBank genome assembly